Messenger RNA from Magnolia sinica, 1420 nucleotides. RefSeq lists its product as uncharacterized. Bases 180 to 1091 code for a protein of 303 amino acids. Lineage: Eukaryota; Viridiplantae; Streptophyta; Magnoliopsida; Magnoliales; Magnoliaceae. The record is from RefSeq and is a predicted model, not a curated record. The transcript is spliced from 3 exons.
CGCCUGCUUUUUUUGAUAUUAUAGUGCAUUUGCCUAUUCAUUUAGUGGGUGAGGCCAAACUAGCAGGACCAGUACAAUACCGAUGGAUGUACCCCAUCGAGAGGUGCGUGCUAAUAUUUAUAAAUUAAAUUUAUUUUCCAUGCUAUUCCAGUCAUGCUAAUCGACCAUAUAUUUCUAAAAUGUUUAAUAUUGGUGACCAUAGGUACCUACAUACAUUGAAGUCCUAUGUACGUAAUAGAAGUCGGCCUGAGGGUUCAAUUGCAGAAGGGUACUUGGCAGAAGAAUGCUUAACUUUCUGCUCGAGGUACUUGCAUAAUGUACAGACAAGGUUCAACCGACCAAUACAGAAUGAUGAUUAUGGUAACACCAUUACAGAACAAUCAUCUAUUUUUCCACGAAUAGGUCGUGCAUUAGGGAAGGCUAAAGAUUGUGUACUGGAUAAAGUUGCAUUUACACAAGCACAUCGAUAUGUUCUGUUUAACAGCAGCGCACUCAUCCCAUUUCUUGAAGAACACAUGAAUGUUGUUAAGCAGAAGAAUCUUCGCGCACGACCAAAGGAUAUAGAACGCAUUCACAAUGAAACAUUUCAUGAAUGGUUUAGCGAUCAUGUUGAACAGUUGCGCUAUGCAAAGAAUGAGCAUGUCUCAGAAGACCUUAGAUGGCUAGCUCGAGUUCCUAAUAUGGCAAGAAGAUAUGAAGAUUUUAUAGUAAAUGGCUUUAGGUUUCACACUAAAGAUCGAGAGAAGAAAAGAAAAACUCAACAUAGUGGAGUUGUGGUCACUGCAAAGACAUUAAGCUUUGCGAGUGUUAAUGACAAAAACCCUAUUGCAGGAGAUGUAACUUACUAUGCUGUCUUGACAAACAUCAUUGAACUGGAAUAUUGUGGUGAUCGAAAGGUUGUAUUAUUUAAGUGUGAUUGCGUUGAUGUUCUAUCUCAGGGCAGGGGUGUGAAGAAGGAUAAGUUUAGGUUUAUGCUCGUGAAUUUAAAACGGCUAUGCCAUACUGGUCAACAGUUGUUUGAUGAACCAUUUGUGUUCGCAUCUCAAGUUGAGCAGGUGUUCUAUGUGCAAGACCCCGUCGAGAAAGAUUAGCAUAUUGUAGUGAGGACGAAACCUAGGGAUUUGUUUGAUAUGCGUGGGGAAGAGCCUGCAGAUGAUGUUGACACCAACUUAGAGAGUUCAUCAUUCAAUGAAUAAAGUUUGGAAGAAUCAAGUGAUGACAUUAUUAGUUGGGAAAGGAUAGAUAUUGAUGGUACAACAAUUGUCACACCUUUACUACCUGCCCAAAAGAUGGUAGAGGACCAAACAAAUGAUACCGAUUUUUCUGAUCCCGAUGGAGAUGACAUUAUGCACAAUAAUUGAUUUCUUAUGUACCAUAUUGCCCUAAUAUAUGAAAAAGAAAUUCAAAUGUUUUUUUCCAA